ACUGCGCUCGGGUGUAUUCUAAAACCUCCCAUACCGGGACACUCCGAAUCCAGUCAAUUGUGCGAAAUAAUCCUAAACCCCACCGUAGUCAAUUCCCGCCUUCCAUUUUUGAAAUUCCAUUUAAUUUUUUAAUCGGUGCGAUCCCAACCGGCCAGUACGAAGUGUUGGAUACUAAAAAGGAUUGCCGUUUUAAAGAAAAAAUAUUUAGAAAAUAUAGAAAUGUGUGGACUGGAGAUUUUUGGCUAGCGUCAGAGGCGCCGAACGUUUUGCCGCGUCGUGUCAGCCGUAUAUAAGUAAAGUUACGUAACUGUUCCGGCCAAAAUCGAUAUCCCGGGCGUAUAAAUAGCGGCCUUACUAUUGUGAACAGCUGGCCGGUAGCCAGGCACCAUGCAGCCUACGAGGAUGCGAAGGCCUCGCCGGCACCGGUGGCUGACGGUCUCCGUGUUCUUCAUCGCGUACUCAGUGUUCCAAGCGGUGAUGACCUCGUCGACAGCAUCCGAACCAGCCAGCGACACGAACCCUGAACCAUCAGAGAAGAAAACCACUCCUAUAGCAGAAAAUGAACCUGAAAAAGGUGCAGCAAAAGAAGAAAAACCUGCAAAUGAGGGGACCGGUGAGAAUAAAGAGCCUGCGAAAGAAGAGUCUAAAACUGAAGAUAAAGAAGAAGAGAAAACGGAGAUUAAGGAUAAAGCGGAGAAUACGGAUAAGACAGAGAAUGGAGAAUCUUCUUUAGAAGAAGAGGAAGAAGAAGAAGAGGACAAGAAGAAAAUGAAAGAUGCAGGUUAUAAGGAGACUGAAGAUACGGCCAAGAUUCGAGAAAGGGAGAGACAGGAGAACCAGAGACCAGCAGUUCCAACUCUCCACCCACUUAGAGAUAAUUGCACGCCUCCUGCUAUAGAACAGUUUCCAAAACCUUUAAUGGGCCAAUCAGCUCGCAAGCACGGCGGGCUGAUUAUCCACAUCCUGGUUGCCGUGUUCACUUUCAUUGGUCUCGCCAUCGUUUGUGAUGAGUACUUCGUUUCCAGUCUGGACAGGAUCUGCGAAGAACUGAAACUGGCACCGGACGUGGCGGGUGCUACAUUCAUGGCCGCCGGUAGUUCAGCGCCGGAGCUGGCCACUGUUGUCAUCGGUGUGUUUUGCGCUCAGGAUGAUAUCGGCGUCUCCGGCGUGAUAGGUUCGGCGGUGUUCAACAUAAUGUUCGUGAUAUCUGUAUGCGCCCUGUGCGCCGGCACCGUCUCGCAUCUCAACUGGUGGCCGCUGUGCAGGGACUGCUUCUUCUAUGCCGUAUCCAUACUCGUCAUGCUGUGUACUAUCGCUAACGGAUAUGUAUCUUGGCCCGAAGCUCUCUUCAUGCUGAUAAUGUAUGGUGUGUACUGCGUUGCGCUGCGCUUUAACACAGCUCUGGAACAAUGGGCGAUGAAACUGCCGCUGCCGUUCAAACUGCCCACGAGGGAGGAGCAGGCUGCACUAGUCACUUACAAGAGCGCUGGAGCGCAGCCCCCCGCCAGCGCUCCAGGAGUCGAAGGCCAGUACACACAGAUGGAGGGACAGACUAAAGAAACCCCCAUGCAAGAUACUCCGUACCGUCCAGAUGGUGCAUAUGACAACGCGGCGUACAACGCAGACCCCACACAGACAUGGGACCCCAACGCUAUGUGGGACCCCAACAACGCUUGGUCAGAGCAGCAGCCGGCAGCAGCGCCACCGGCAGCCGGGUGGAACGCAGAAGGUUACGCAGCGCCCCAACAACCACCCCAGUCGCAGCCACCAGCGCAGUCUCCCUCGCAAGCGCAGCAGCCGCAGCAACCGCCACAGCCUGUACAGCCAGCGUACUAUAAGGCGAAAGAAUACAAUCCAGAGACUGCCGUCGACCCACUCGUCAAGCCAAUCGGCGCAAACAAACUUCAGCUAGCGUGCUGGUACGUGGCGUUCCCUAUCCACUGGUCCUGUCGUCAUACGAUGCCGGACUGCCGCGGACGCUGGUACCCCAUCACCUUCAUCAUCUCCAUGCUCUGGAUAUCCUUCUACUCAUAUUUCAUGGUCUGGAUGAUUACAAUCAUCGGUUACACUCUGGGCAUCCCAGAUACAGUGAUGGGUCUUACGUUCGUGGCAGCCGGCGUCUCCGUCCCCGACGCACUCUCUUCUCUCGCUGUCAUCAAAGAGGGGUAUGGUGACAUGGCUGUCUCGAAUGCUGUGGGGUCCAAUGUAUUCGAUAUCUUGGUGUGCCUGGGACUGCCCUGGUUCAUCCAGACUGCCAUCAUUCAGCCCGGCAGCCACGUGAACGUCAUCAGCAAAGGUUUGAUCUACUCCACUCUCUCACUGUUCUCCACCGUGAUCUUCCUAGUGGUGGCGACACAUGCUAACGGCUGGAAGCUGGACCGCAAGUAUGGCGCCGUGCUGAUGGUAUGGUACUUGCUGUUCAUUACCUUAGCCAGUUUGUACGAACUAAACAUUUUCGGCGAAUUCAACAAGCCUGACUGCAUCUCCAGCUAUUAAAUUAUAAACCUUAAAAUUAUGCCUCUAAUGUUCAAUUUAUUAAGUUCUAGACAACAGCUGCGUUUCGUUUCAGUGUUUAAAAAUAGAAUCGAAAUUAGCAGCGACUUAAACAAUAUUUUUAUAUUUCAAAAACUUAUUUAUUAUAGAAUUAGAGCUUUAGAUAUUAAGCUCGUAUAAAGCCUAAUCAGCCAUUCGCAUAUUGCUUAAAAGUUGUAUGAAUUUUCCGUGUUCGAGCAUGCUCUGUACGUUUGAAUUUCAAAAUUAAUAACGAAAAAACAAAGACAGCAAUUCGUUAAACGUAUUUUUAGUGGCAAAACUCAAAUUGGUGCAUUACCUUUUAUAAAAAAAAAAGCUUUAAGUACUUAUUGAGAUUAUUUUAUGUAAGGUUAUCGUUUAAUAAUUAAAAUGCUUUCGGAACGCUAGGUAGAAAAUGUUUAAUUCAUUUUGAACACGGAACAAAAAACUACAUCGAUAGUGUUUCUAGAAUAUGUAGGUACAGAUCAAAUUUUAAUAAAGCCUUAGGACAACGCCAUUUUGCUCCACAGCAUAAUGCAAUGUAAGCAAUCAAAAUGGCGUCCUCUUUUUAUGAAAUAGGCGUUAUUUAUCUAUAUAGCCGUAUGACACUUUGCCGCGGUUUUUUGUUCUGUGUUGACUUAGCGGCUGUAAGUAGGUCUAGAACUAAUAUUUCUGUUCCUAACUUACUUUUCGUCCAUUAAUUGAAAUUUAUUUAUGCUAUUAAAAUAAGUAUUACUAGACUUAAUGUUUUCUAACGCCAUGUCUUAUGAUCAAUAAAAAACAUCGAUGUUAGCAAUCAAUAUCAUAAUAUUUUAUAAUGUGUAGAGGUACAUUGUUCUAUGUUCUUGCUAUCCCCUCAAUAAAAAAUGAAAGCGCUAUAUGGCAUUGUAAUAUAUUAAUUAUAAAUGAUAGUAUCAUAGACAAUUUAUUAAUAAAUGCACACUUUGACUAUGGAAAUUGACUAUGGAAAAUUUAAUGUACUUAUAUAAAGGUAAAUUAUAUUGAUCGGUACUGUGCUCAUGUAAUGUAACGUUAUCAUAUAUUACAAGAACCUGUUCCUGCAUUAUUAUGUUACAUUCUAUACUAUAUCCGAAUUGCAAAUUUUCAUUACGCGAAUCUUUUUCCAAAUAUUUAAUACUUAUUAAGCAAUAUUUUUCGCAGAGUGUAUGGCUUUAUUCCAAUUAUUUAAUUUUGCGGUAAAAACGAUUUUGUUAUACGGAUAUACCCUAAGACGUUUCAAAUGACACUCGUGUAGGUACACAUCGUGCCUACAUUUGUACACACGAAUGUCCUUGGUGGAUAUAUACCCUAAUGUCAAUCUAUGGAUAUAAUUGCUGGCAAAUAACUUGAAUAAGAUUCUAUUAUAUUACUAUAUUAAUAUUAAUGGUUACUAGAUUAAAAUUAUUUUGUUUAAUUUCUCUAAAAUUAGCUAGUAUGUGUGAGAUCACACACAUUUGUUGCGGAGGACUAAGUAGGACGAAUAAAGAUAUUUGUUAGUGUUCUAGCUGUAUUUUGCUUUAUUUUAAUAUUUUAAAUUUUAUGAAAAUAAAACACUUGUUGACAGCUAGAAAAAAAAUGAGUUUUAAUUUUUUAUUAAAUUCAAAUUAUUAUAAAUACCAAAAUGUUUUCAUGUGUUAACAAUAUUAGAUUAAUAGUAGCGAAAUUAAACAAAAUAAUACUAAAUCCAGUAACAAAUGAACUUCAACAGAAUGUUUAAAUAAAACAUUAUUAUAAUUUUACGUAUAAAGAGCGUUUGAGUACUGCGCAAGCUUAAGGUUUAGCUUAAGUUGUUUUACACGUGAUCAUUAUGCAAGACAAAACAAAUUGCAUAUAGCAGCCCACUCAGCUGUAGUAUGCAAUUUCUCUUAUCACUCAGACAAAUGUUUAAGAGAAAUAAAAAAAGUAUAGUACCUAUGUAAACAGACCUAAACGGCUGAUAAAAAUUGAGUUACCAUUGUUUAAACAGGCUAAGAAGCCUAACUAUAUGAAGAACAAUGAAAUAGGCAUUCGGAUUGGAUGACUUAAAUAUAUAGUAUUGACUGAAAUAUGUGGGUGAAUCAAGGCUUUGUAUUAACAUAUACCUGUAUGUGGAUAGAAUUACUGGCCAUUAAUUUAAACAUUGCUUUGACUUACGCAUUAACUUUUUAUUUUUUUUAAACACAAACUUGUCUUCUAUGCUCUAUUGACUAUGGUUUUCUUCAAGUUUUUUGCCACAAACUGUAUGGUGUAACCAUAUAUUGCAUCAUAGGAAUUCUCGAGCAAAGUACUUCACUAUCAUUGUUAGGUUUCUUCAAUAUAAAAAGGAAGGACACGUGUACAAUACGUAUUGCAUCGAAUCAAGUAUAUACCCCGCAAUCCUUUUGCUAAUUCGGUCUAAAUAUAUUUAUAGAUAAUUACUGAAAAGACAAAUAAGUUUAAAUAUAUAACUUGAAAUUAUUAGCAUUCUUUUAAGAAAUAUUUUAUGAACGAAAUUAAACACUUUUUUUCAAACAUGUAUCUAAAAACGAAAAAAAAAAUUAAACUCGCAUCGCACAUGUCAACUGGAUAGACGAAUAUUUUUUUAGGCAAAAGUAAUAGACAAAUAAAAUCUUUAAUCAAAUGCGAUGAUAUAUUUUCAUAGGUCCCUAUGUACCUAUUGUCUAACUGAGUUUUUAACUAUACAACCAUAUGAAAAUGAUACAUUAUAUGUUUAUAUAGUAUAAUAUAUAAUUUGCUUACAAUUUGGCAACUGCAUUUUUUUCAUAUAAAUGGCAACAUUAAUAUUUCAUAGUAACAAAUACAUUAAUACGAGUUGCGCACAAAAAUUUAAAACAAGUUUAUUGUUACACUCAAAUAUCUACUGUAUUCCACUAACAAUACCGAGUGCUCUGUGCUUAUUAUAUGAUUGUCUAAAUAUCUUAUGAAUUUACAUAGUUUUAGCUGAAGAACAUAUACCUAGGUAUUUAACUGGACGUAGCUUUUAUUAUGUGUAGAUUUUAUUCGUGAUAAUAUGCUAGUCAUAGUUAAAUUAGUUAUAUAUUUAAUUAAAUAAAGAUAUCUUUAAUCGCUUAUAAUGUUUAGUGAUAGUUAGAUGGUAAUAUGAUUACUUUAUAUAAUACAGCCAUAUUUUAACAUUAAUUUUAUUAAAAGCAGAACAUCGAUAUACAUACGAAUUAAUCAAAUAGAUAGAAUCUGCAUUUCUAGCAAUGAAUUAUUUAUUUAGUGUUAGUUUUAUAAUUGCCCGGUAAACGAUCAAAUUUUACACGAUUGUCGAAUGUUUGAUCGCCUACGAUUGUACUGGACACCUAUUCUGUUUGACAGGCAAAAUUUAUCGCACUACACAUUUGAUAUGUUUGCCAAAUAUGUUUGAAGGUGUUUGUCGAAUAAUUUGAUCAUCCACAACUGUGUCAAACAUCUGUUUCUGUUUGACAAACCCACGAAGGUUUAUUAAGCUAAUUUAAUAAUUUGUUAGACAUAUUUGAAGAUGUUUGUCGAAUAAUUUGAUCGUUUGUGACAUAACUAUCUAUUUGUCAAACAUGUUAAAAAGUGUACAAGUGUUUGUCCAAUAAUUUGAUCAUCUGUGACUGUAUGAAACAUUUUUUUUUUAUAGAAUCACAGAUGAUUCAAAUAAAUCUUCAGUCUCUUGUUGUCAACAUUUGUUAAAGUUCCAAUUCUUUAUUAAGUGUAUAUGGUUGAGAUUUGAAUUUGAAAAACAGGUUUGAUCGUUUACCGGACCUUAAUAAUUUAUAAUAUAUGUAAUAAUUUAUAUAAAGAACGUUCCAAUCUACACAUUUGAAUGAACCAACUGCAACAAAUCCUCCAGAUCUUCCAGCUAACUACCUUUAAACUUUCAACUUUGAAGAUCUAUCUGAACUUCAGUUUACGUUUUCCAACCCCAAUGAAAAUACCUCUGUGUUUUAUUUACUAGUUACCUACUAUUAUAUCCCAUUCCAAUUCUGUGAUCUGUUUAGCUGUUUAGGUAUUAUAAAUGUCACUUAUAUUUUUCUGAAAAAAAAAAAUAGAUUUAAGAAUCUCAGUAUGACUGAGUGUGGAAGGCAAAAUUAAAAUACAUUGAUAGUACACUGCUAGGUGUUAUUAAAAAAAAAAAAAGUAAAUAAUGAUAAUCAAUAUAAAAUAAAAGAAGUCAGCCAUUGAUUUUGAUGUCAACUAAACCCUCAAUCCGGCCCAACCAAAUAAAAACGUGACAUCUCUCAAAAUCUGAUCACUAAGUAUUAAUGUGGUGUAAUGGAACGGGUAAAAUUAUAGGCAAAAUGAAAUUCAGUGUCAUAAAUUGUCUCCAAGGAGUCAAAAUAUGUUUUUUUUUUUUUUAUUUUUACCACAGAUAUGGAUUUAUAUGUUUGGACGUAUGUCUGACGUGACUGUGUGCACAUUUUAUGUCAGUUUUCACCACUAAACUAGGAUCAAUAACACCUAAUCGACUCCGACUGAAUUUCAAUUCAAAAUCCGUUUAUAAAACUGUUAUUAAAAAAAAAUUAAAAAAUAUCAAUAUCUCUUAUGUUACACGCUGUAUACCUGUAUACCUAAAUUACUUCAUAAAUUUAAAAUAAACUGAGAAGCUUGUAUGGGCAAUUGUAUGAAUGUGGAUAAAACCAGGGAGACAUAAGAGGGUCAGAAACAUUUUGCCGACUGUAAUCUCUGCCUACCUCUAAAGAAAUAGGUGUGAGCUUAUAAUAAUAAUGAAUAACUAGUUUAGCAGUAAACGAGGAAAUAACAAUACACAGCAUUGAGUGAUAUGACGCGUGGAAGAGUGGUAUAUAAAUACCUAACGGUGGUAAUGCACCCAUAUGUGUACAGGUGGAAAAAAUAUUAGGACUAAAUAUUGAAUUUAGCUAAUUUUAAUCAGAGGAAAUAUUAUUUUGUUUUUUAGAAAUAAAAAAAAACUGCACUCAGAUAUUUUUAAAAGCCCACCUGAACCAGUAAUAAAACGCUGACUUACGAAUAUUUUUAUUCUAGCAAUCGAUAGAGUCAAUAAUGAAGAUUUUCUUCAAAUAAACAUAUUGUAUUAAUAAUAAUAUAAUAUAAAUAUAAUUUUUUUUUUUUUAGUACGUUUGUUCCGUUUGGAACAGGCUAAGGUCGGAGACCAUGCUGCCUAGUCUUCAAAAAGAUAAAUUGUCUGGAAUUUUAUUUUUCUAAUGUCGCUUCAAUUAUUGUCAUAAUCUUCAAUAUUUCAUUUGUCAAAUCCGGUAAGUACAUUUUCAUAAAUAUCUUUUCUUGAGUUUUCUUAAACCAGUGGAUUUAUCAAAUUAAAAAUAAAUAAUUAUAAAAAAUCAUUGUCUUGCAAUUCAAUAAAAGUAUUCUUAUAGCUCCUUGAAUGUUGUAGUAAUAUAAGUGAAAAUAGCUUUGAAACAAGAAGGAAAUCUUAAGAGA
Molecule: messenger RNA, 7878 nt
Organism: Galleria mellonella (greater wax moth)
Lineage: Eukaryota; Metazoa; Arthropoda; Insecta; Lepidoptera; Pyralidae
Product: probable sodium/potassium/calcium exchanger CG1090
Exons: 16
Coding region: 388-2496 (702 amino acids)
Biological process (GO): intracellular calcium ion homeostasis; calcium ion transmembrane transport
Cellular component (GO): membrane
Molecular function (GO): calcium channel activity; calcium, potassium:sodium antiporter activity
Source: RefSeq, a predicted model, not a curated record